Trichoderma atroviride IMI 206040 is the source of this 1512-nucleotide messenger RNA. RefSeq lists its product as uncharacterized. The record is from RefSeq and is a predicted model, not a curated record. Gene Ontology annotation, molecular function: iron ion binding; heme binding; oxidoreductase activity, acting on paired donors, with incorporation or reduction of molecular oxygen, reduced flavin or flavoprotein as one donor, and incorporation of one atom of oxygen. NCBI's taxonomy places the organism in Eukaryota, Fungi, Ascomycota, Sordariomycetes, Hypocreales, Hypocreaceae.
AUGGAUCGCAGCCAAAUCGCGUUGGCGUUGUAUACCGGGGGCGUAUUGUAUUGCCUCUUCAGAUUCAUAUCCUAUAGAAUUAGCAGCUCCAAAAAGCAGAGAGAGUUUUCGCAGCAGCAUGGAUGCGAGCCUAUUCAGAUCAAAUACCCUCACAAGGAUCCAUUUUAUGGAAUUGAUCUACUCAUCAGUAACUUUAAGGCAUUCUCUAAGCAUCAGUUCCUAGAGACAGUGACAAAACGGCAUGAUGAAGUCGGGGAAACAUACCAGCUCAACAUGCUGGGGACAGUAGGCAUCAUGACCCGAGACCAUGAAAUCAUCAAGACGGUUCUCUCUACACGUUUCAAAGACUACAAUCUGCAAGAAGAACGGAAAAAGGCACUCCAUCCUCUUAUGGGAGCUGGAAUUUUCAGCUCAGAUGGCGCUGCUUGGGCCCAUUCCCGUGCUCUUCUUCGGCCUCAAUUCGCUCGUAAACAACUCAUGGACUUGUCCAUGCUGGAAACUCACGUCAAGCGCUUGAUGGACGUCAUAAUCGACGGGAAAGAGAUAGAACUCCAAGAACUGGUAUUGCGUUUUACUAUGGACAUGGCCACUGACUUUUUACUGGGAGAGUCUACCAAUAGCUUGCUACAGGAGCAGCAUGACUAUCACAGUAAGCUAAAGGGGUUCAAGGACUCAAUUCAAUACGCACAAGAUCGAAUCGCAACGCAUAUCGCGUUAGGUGGGCUGGCUAUUCUUAAACCAGAUCCAAAGUUCCAGCAGCAUGUAAACGUUGUACACAAGUUUGUGGAUGACCUUGUGCAUGACGCCUUGCGUGGGAACAGCUCCGACUCCAAGGCACUUCCUUAUGUUCUCUUGCGAGCCAUCAUUGAAGAUACUCAGGAUCCGAUCCAAAUUCGGAAUGAAAUCCUAAACAUCCUUGUGGCUGGCAGAGAUACCACUGCCGGCCUCAUCGCUAAUGUUUUUCUCAUGCUUUCGACACGACCAGAGUUGUGGUCAAUGCUACGGAAUGAAGUUGCGCAAUUCCAGAAUCAGCCACCGACAUUUGACAACAUAUCAGAAUGCAGGUAUAUUCGCUAUACCAUUAAUGAAAGCUUGCGGCUUUAUCCUCCUGUUCCAGUCAACUCUCGAGUGGCAAUCGUUGAUACAGUUCUUCCGCGGGGAGGAGGCCUGGAGGGAAAAUCCCCUCUAUUCAUCCCCAAGGGAACUCCGGUUGUGUACAAUGUCUUCGGCCUUCAUCGCAAACAGGAAGUGUAUGGCGCCGAUGCUGAGGAGUUUAACCCCUCGCGAUGGAAGUCGCUCCGAUUGUCGUGGGAGUUCCUCCCAUUCAAUGGCGGCCCUCGAAUAUGUAUUGGCCAACAAUUUGCUAUAAUGGAGGCUAGCUACGUGCUUAUUCGAUUUCUUCAAGAAUUUGAAACCAUCGAGUCCAGAGACUCUCGGCCGUGGCAGGAAAAUAUUGCACUAACAACAAGCAGCUUAAAUGGAGUGCGCGUAUCGUUAAAGCGUUCGGGAUAG